Molecule: messenger RNA, 1602 nt
Organism: Jaminaea rosea
Lineage: Eukaryota; Fungi; Basidiomycota; Exobasidiomycetes; Microstromatales
Product: DnaJ-domain-containing protein
Exons: 1
Coding region: 1-1602 (533 amino acids)
Biological process (GO): protein folding in endoplasmic reticulum
Cellular component (GO): endoplasmic reticulum
Molecular function (GO): misfolded protein binding; protein-folding chaperone binding
Source: RefSeq, a predicted model, not a curated record
AUGGCCUCUGGCAAAUACUCAUCUGCCAUUGCCUCCUUCGACGAAGCCAUCUCUGCCGACCCUUCUGCGUACCUCACCUACUAUCGUCGAGCUACGGCCUCCCUUUCCCUCGGUCGCACCUCUGCCGCUCUGGCUGAUUUGGACCACCUGUUGCGCUUGAAGCCCGACUUUGCCCAAGCGUACUUCUCCAAGGCCAACGUGCUCAUGAAGGAGGGACACCUAGACGAGGCACAGCGCUCUGUCAGGGAAUUCCUCCGGCUCAAGAAAGGGGACGAGAGGGGCGUUGAGGUAGAGUCCAAAGUGGCAGGGGCCAUUCGCCACAUCAAGGAGCUGGAAAGUGCGGCUGCUGCGGUGGAGAAGGGCGUGGGCAAGGGCAAGGGCAAGGGCCAGGGCAAAGCGACAGUCAAGGGGGAUCGCCAGCUCGAGGCAAAGGCAAACGACUGUGUUACUGCGGCGGGUAAAGUGUUGGAGGUCUCGCCCAACAACCUCUCUGCCCGCGCCAAGCGAGCAUCCUGUCGCCUGGCUCUAGGAGACGUACAAGACAGCAUGGCCGACUGGUCUCGGAUUGCGCACCUUUCCCCUUCGACAGACCUCUACCUGCGUCUCAGCUCCCUCCAGUACUUUGUCUUCGGCGGCACCCCCUCGGAGCGAGACGAUGGGCUGGGCUACCUCAAGUCUUGCCUCGCAUCCGAUCCAGACAACAAGUUAUGCGCAAAGGCGCAUCGACGCUUGAAGGGCGUGGAGAAACAGUUAAAGAAGGCAGACAGGUUCGCCGAGCAGGGGGAGUGGCGCGCGGUCCUCUCGGCGCUCAAGGGGGCCAAGGUGGGGAAGAAUACCGUUUUGCAGAACGUGGAGGAGGCCCUCGCCGAAGACAAGGAGUCUCAGCUCCUCCCUCCAGGAACAGAAUCAGCCGUAGAAGCUUCAUUGCUCCUCCACCACAUCCGCAAACUGCACUGUCGCGCCCAUACCUCCCUCGACGAACCACUCAAGGCAAAGCCCUUCUGCGAGACCGUCCUAGCCCAAGAUGGGGAGGACGUCUGGGCUCUCGUAUCGCGGGGUGACUCGCUCAUGAAGGAGGAGAAGUACGAAGAAGCCAUGCGCGACUAUCGACUAGCUUUGGAGCGUGCGGGAGGACAAGAUCAGUCGAUCCACUCACGCCUCACCAAAGCACAACGUCUCCACAAGCAGGCCAACUCCAAGGACUACUACAAGGUUCUUGGCGUCUCGCGCGAUGCGGACGGUCCGACGAUCAAGAAGGCUUACCGCAAGCUGGCGAAAGUGAAUCACCCGGAUAAAGGUGGCUCGGCGGAGAAGAUGGCUGCGAUUAAUGAAGCCUUCGAUGUGCUGAAUGACCCGGAGAAGAGGGCACAGUUUGACCAAGGGGUGGAUCCGAAUGAUCCCAUGGCUGGAGGGGGUGGUGGGGGGCCAGGGAGUGGGGGACAACCAUUCGUCUUCCAGCAGGGGGGAAAUCCGUUUGCUAGCUUUUUCCAGCAAGGAGGGGGAGGAGGGGGAGGGGGAGGACAACAGUUCUUCCAUCAGGGCUUCCAGUCUGGUGGGAGGAGAGGACAUGCGGGACAGCAGUUUGCUUUUAACUUUGGAUGA